Molecule: messenger RNA, 1095 nt
Organism: Bufo gargarizans (Asiatic toad)
Lineage: Eukaryota; Metazoa; Chordata; Amphibia; Anura; Bufonidae
Gene: CAV2
Product: caveolin 2
Exons: 3
Coding region: 168-653 (161 amino acids)
Biological process (GO): caveola assembly; insulin receptor signaling pathway; negative regulation of endothelial cell proliferation
Cellular component (GO): cytoplasmic vesicle; caveola; perinuclear region of cytoplasm
Molecular function (GO): molecular adaptor activity; protein kinase binding
Source: RefSeq, a predicted model, not a curated record
CGUUCGUCUCUCCCGGCUGCUGAGGGUGUGGAGAGCGGGGCGUGUCCCUGGAUCCAGCGCCCCGGUAUUGAGCCAGCACCAACUCGCACCGGAGAGGAGGGGGGGAGCAGCUUCCAGGAAGCCUCUUCUUGGACAAGUCGCGGGGUCGCCCCCUGUUCGGAGCAGUCAUGGGAAUAGAAAAGGAGAAAGCCGAUGCUCGCAUCUUCAUGGACGAGGACGAGUUCAACCGCUCCUCUGCCCCCAUGAUCACUGAGAAAAGCUACGAAAGUGAGCCGGACCGGGACCCGCACAACCUGAACGGCCACCUGAAGCUGUCCUUCGAGGAUGUGAUAGCAGAGCCGGACAGUACGCACAGCUUUGAUAAGGUGUGGAUCUGCAGCACGGCCCUGUUUGAGAUCAGUAAAUACCUCCUCUACAAGGUGCUCACUGUGGUCCUCGCCAUCCCGCUGGCCUUCGUCCUAGGACUGCUCUUCGCCAUCCUCAGCUGCCUGCACAUCUGGGUUGUGAUGCCAUUCGUGAGAACCUGUCUAAUGGUGUUACCGAGUGUACAAGCGGUAUGGAGGGGCCUGACAGACAGCUUUGUAGCCCCUCUUUUUGCAAGCAUGGGACGCUGCUUUUCAUCAAUCAGCUUGAGAAUAGAUCGUCUAUUUUAACCAGUUGAUGCCAAGAAUAUAUCAGAGCACCUAGUGAUAAUACAGUUCAUCCUUCACUAAUAUGCUCGGUCCACACUUCCAGAUCUACUCCAGCUACGAAUGCUCGUCUUAUUCAGUCUGUCUACUGCGCAGCACCCUACUGGAACAAGAACAAAUGAAAGAGGAUAGUACUAGUCUUAUUAAAAUAUUUAUUAUACAGCACAGUGCCAGGGCGUUUUAUAGGAAACACAGGGCUGGGGCAUGGAGCUGAAAACUUUUGGGAUCCUUCUUCUGUAGAAUGAACCACAUCCAGUCAGCUCCUCUUUCCUCCUAAGAUCAAUGGGCCAGAUUUAUCAUUAGCUCAAGUCAGAAUAAUGGAGUGAAAAAGUCGCAAACUUUUGCGCAAUCGCCUAAACUGCGCAAAAAUUUGCGACUUUUUUCUGCUCUGCACUAUGCUCGCCAG